Molecule: messenger RNA, 324 nt
Organism: Juglans microcarpa x Juglans regia
Lineage: Eukaryota; Viridiplantae; Streptophyta; Magnoliopsida; Fagales; Juglandaceae
Product: auxin-responsive protein SAUR71-like
Exons: 1
Coding region: 1-324 (107 amino acids)
Biological process (GO): response to auxin
Source: RefSeq, a predicted model, not a curated record
AUGGGAGUGAGAGGCAGUAAGUUGGGCAAAUUGCUUGGAGCUCGAGAAUUUAAACGCUUGAGAUCAUCAGGCCCUCCUCCUCCAUUGACACCCAGAGGUUACAUUCCUGUAUGUGUUGGUAUGAACAAUGAUUUUAGGCGAUUUAUGGUUCACGCAACCACGCUUGGAGAUGAAGAUUUCUUGGAGCUGCUCUACAGGUCAGCUGAAGAAUAUGGCUUCUGUAAUGAAGGGAUUCUGAGGAUUCCUUAUGAAGCAAAUGCCUUCGAGGAGAGGAUAUUGAUGAGAACGUCCAAGAGAAAAGUCUUCAGGGUCAAACCCAUCUAG